Messenger RNA from Pistacia vera, 824 nucleotides. RefSeq names its product CLAVATA3/ESR (CLE)-related protein TDIF. Gene Ontology annotation, cellular component: apoplast. Gene Ontology annotation, biological process: xylem development. NCBI's taxonomy places the organism in Eukaryota, Viridiplantae, Streptophyta, Magnoliopsida, Sapindales, Anacardiaceae. The record is from RefSeq and is a predicted model, not a curated record. Gene Ontology annotation, molecular function: receptor serine/threonine kinase binding. The transcript has a single exon. Bases 137 to 505 code for a protein of 122 amino acids.
CAUAUUUUUCCUCUCCAAAUGUGUAUCGAAUUUCAAAACCUCCUUUCCAAUAUUCACUUUUGCUGAAGCUUCUGCUCCUCUACCUUUCUCUUUCUCUUUCCUCUCCCCCUUCUUUAGCUAGCCUUGGUGCUGGUUCAUGGAUAUUGAACCCUUGUGGGCUCUUGGGGGGUGGUUUAUUUUUCUUGAUAAUUGCAUGGCAGCACCUAAAACACCAUCAACAAUCUCUGGAACAACCACUAAAACCCACCCUCUCUUUCUCCUUUUUGCCCUUUUCUGCAUUUUUCUCAUCCUGCUUAGCUCUACCCACCCUGUAAACCCUUCAAAAAUGUCUCCCUCAAUUACCCACAAAAGGUUUCUCUUGGAAUCCUCUGAGUCAUCAUCGUCAUCUACAACAUCCACCGUGAACUUGCAUCCCAAACAAACCAAAAACAAGCCUACAAAAAGAGAGUUUCGAGCUGCAGCUCAUGAAGUUCCCAGCGGACCAAACCCUAUUUCAAACAGGUAAGUUUAUUUAGCAGUAUAUAGUAUGGAACUGGACCACCAUGAACCGGCUGAAGAUGAUAAGGUCAUAACGGGCGAAGUUAUUAUGAAACUGUCAUCAUUAUGGCUAUUGUUUCAGUCCAUCAUUUAAUAGAGCUUGUCCUCAGUCAGAGGUUUGUUGUCUUUGUUAUUAUCGUUAGCGUUACUUUUUUUUUUUUUAACUAUAUUUUUGUUUUUUUUUUCUUUUGAAAAAAAACUAGAAAUGUAUAGCAAGAGCGAUAUUCUAUAUGCAUGUAUUUAUCUAUUUGUUUCAUAUAUAGAUGAUGGUGGUAUGGUUUAAUUAA